AUGGGAAAGAAGAGAAGAGCAGCUAUUUUACCAACCAACAUUAUUCUCUUACAGAAUGUGGUUAAAAGAGAUCCCAUGUCAUACCAUGACGAGUUUAGUCAACAAUAUCUUCAUUAUCAAUCAUUAAGAGAUAUUUAUUUAACUAAUCCUCAAGGAGAAUCUCAAGAAUUUGCUGAUUUAAUUGGUUUUGUUUCAGCAGUCUGUAACUGUUAUCCUAAAGAAACCGCCAAUUUUCCUGAUGAUUUGAAGAAUUUGUUGGGUAAUAGAGAUUUACAUCCAGAUUUAAGAGAAAAAAUCAUCCAAUGUUUAGUUAUGUUAAGAAAUAAAGAUGUUAUAUCAGCUGAAUAUUUGAUUAAAACCAUUUUCCCCUUAUUAACAUCAAAAACUGCUACUGCCCAACAAGGUAAGAACUUAAGAAGACAAAUUUAUAAUACAUUGAUUUCAUUAUUGAAAGCUAUUAAUCAAAAUGUCAAGAAUCAAAAGAUUAAUAAAUCAACUCAAGCAUUAUUAUUCAAUUUAUUAGAACAAAGAGAUAAUCAAGGGUUAUGGGCUACCAAAUUAACUAGAGAAUUAUGGAGAAGAGGGAUUUGGGAUGAUUCAAGAACAGUUGAAAUCAUGACUCAAGCAUCCAUUCAUCCUGAUGUUAAAGUUUCAGUUGCUGGAGCUAAAUUCUUUUUGGGUGCCGAUAAAGAACGUGAAGAGAAUUUCGAAAGUGAUAGUGAAGAUGAAGUUGAUAUGACCAGUUUAAGACAUAAAAUGCAAGUUAACAAGAAAAGUGGUAAAAGAGGUAAAAAAUUAGAAGCAGCAGUUAAAGCCGUUAAAAAGAAGAAUAAUAAAACCACUCAAUAUUAUUUAAAUUUCUCUGCCAUUCAUUUGUUAAGAGAUCCUCAAGGUUUUGCUGAACAAUUAUUUAAUGGUCAUUUAAGUGGUAAGAAUAGUAACAAGUUUAAUUUGGAACAAAAGAUUUUAUUCAUGAAUUUAAUUUCCAGAUUAAUUGGAUCCCAUAAAUUAACAGUAUUGGGGAUUUAUUCAUUCUUCUUGAAAUAUUUGACUCCUAAACAAAGAGAUGUUACACAAAUCAUGGCUGCUUGUGCUCAAGCAUCUCAUGAUCUUGUACCUCCAGAAUCUAUUAAUGUAGUAGUUAGAAAAAUUGCUGAUGAAUUCGUUAGUGAUGGGGUUUCAGCUGAAGUUGCUAGUGCUGGAUUAAACACUAUUAGAGAAAUCUUAUCAAGAGCUCCAUUAGCUAUUGAUGCUACAUUAUUACAAGAUUUAACUGAAUAUAAAGGAUCCAAAUCAAAAGCUGUUAUGAUGGCAGCUAGAUCAUUAAUUGGAUUAUAUAGAGAAGUUGCUCCUGAAAUGUUACAUAGAAAGGAUAGAGGUAAAGUUGCAUCUAUUGAAAUGGGUAAUGAUAAAGGAAAAGUUGAAUAUGGGGUUGAAAAAUCUACUACUUCAAUUCCUGGUAUUGAAUUAUUAGCUAAAUGGAGACAAGAACAAGGUUUAGGUGAUAAUGAUGAAGAAGGUGAUUGGGAAGUUGCUGAAAAUGACAGUGAAAGUGAAAGUGAAGAUGAUAAUGAAAAUGAUUGGGUCAAUAUUGAAUCUGAUAAAGAAUAUAAUAUUAGUGAUUCUGAUGAUGAUGAACCUAAGAAAGGUUCAGAUGUUGAACAGGAUAAUUCUGAUGAUUCAGAAUUAGAUUUAUCAGAUGAUGAAAAUGAAGAAAGACCAGCUAAGAAACAAAAAAUUAUUGAAAAGACUGCUGAACAAACCAUGCAAGAAAUCUUAUCCAGUAAGAUUUUAACCCCAGCAGAUUUUGCUAAAUUAGAUGAAUUGAAAUUACAAGCCGGGGUUGAAAAACAAAUGGGAAUUAAAACCGAUGAUACGGUUGAUUUUGAAACAUUAGUUGGACCUGUUAAGUAUAAACAAUUACGUGAAGAAAGAAUUGCUCAUGCUAGAGAAGGUAGAGAAGGUAGAGAAAAAUUCGGGUCUAGAAAAGGUAAAAGAGAUGGUAAUCAUAGUACUACUAAUAAAGAGAAAGCCCGUAAGAAGAAUUUUGUUAUGAUGAUUCAUAAACGUUCAGUUCAAGGUAAACAAAAAUUAUCAUUAAGAGAUAGGCAAAAAGUUUUAAGAGCACAUAUAACUAAACAGAAAAGGGGAGGUAAAUAA
Yamadazyma jaroonii is the source of this 2160-nucleotide messenger RNA. Lineage: Eukaryota; Fungi; Ascomycota; Pichiomycetes; Serinales; Debaryomycetaceae. The record is from the annotation of a GenBank genome assembly.